AUGAUAUCAAGACUCUCAGGGUCUUCGUGUGAGUACGGAGUUUCAGUAACUGGUAGCUGCAUCACCAAGCUUAAAGAUCCAAGCUGUAGCAACAGUCCUGUGAAUGAGUCAGUCGGAGCAGUGACCAUCCAGCGGUCCCUGUGGAGCGUGCAAGCAAGUGUCACGUGUCAUGACGACUACUUCCCGUCUACACUGCAGGUCACGUGUGCGGCUGAUGGGAAGUGGAGUGAAGUACAAUGUUUGAAGAGAGUGUGGAGAUACCCGGAGACAAUGGAGGAGGGGUUCGAACGUCAGGUCUUCCAAAUACCGGGUACAGUGACCGUGGGCUGGUCAGUGUGUGUCCAAGGAAUGCCUACGGCAAUCACAAAUUUCGCCUUGGAAAUACGUGACACAUCUUACACCAUCCUACUCCACACCAGCUGGCGACUACACUUCGACGAACCGACGCCUUACCUUAUGCUGAUCUCUUUCGACGGAGGAUGGUGGUCGGAAACGCGGGUUGGGUUACCUCCCCUGCUGCUACAAGUCGGCCAACAGUUUGAUUUCAAGCUGACAGCAAAUACUUCAAGCACUGUUCACAUCUUCAUGAACCACCAGUUCCUCAGUGGCUGGACUCUGAGUGUGCCUCUGUCGACAUUUUAUUAUAUUAGUGGUGGAGGUGAUGUCAAUUUGACGAAAGUGGAGACCUGGUGCAGUGGCUAACAAAAGUUAAAUAGCGAACUAAAAUAAUGUGCUAGAUAAAGUCGUCUAUCUUUAUUUCAAGAUUCAUUAUUUAGCUGAGGCAGUUUGCAAUUGAAAAUGUUUGUCUUUGCUGUUUUCUAGCAAAAGGUUCUGUUUGCUUUCCUUGUUAACAGAUGAUGUCAAUGAUUACUGCUUCCUUUGCCCGAGCCGCAUCACUUUGCUAGUGUUUAUUAACAUUGUUGUUUUUAUCAACUCAGUACCCAGUCAUCUGACACUUCAUUUCUCUUAUCAAAGUGGCUGUUAGUGUGCACAUCCCGCUACAACCAGUAAGGACUAAAUUGCACUGUACUCCAUAAUUUUUUAACAUUUUUUCAGAAAUCUAGUUGUCACGAGUUCUUAAAUUAAUGAAAUUACCGAAAAUAUAUUAUAAUGUCAUGUUGGUGUUAUUCUUUUUUCUCUUUUGCAUAUAAAAGAUAUCGUCAAAUCAAAAUAGUGACAGGUUUUCAUAUACAAAAUAUGUCAUAAAAUAAAAUAGAAAGCACGAAGUGUUUCUUUUAAAGAAUAAGACUUCAACAUUUAAUCAUUAGUAAUCUUAAUUACUAAGGGAAGAGAGAAUGUUUUUCUCUGUUAUUUACGUACAAAGUUAAAGUAGAGAAAGAAGUAACAAGAUGUCAAGAAGUAUGUG
Molecule: messenger RNA, 1366 nt
Organism: Pomacea canaliculata
Lineage: Eukaryota; Metazoa; Mollusca; Gastropoda; Architaenioglossa; Ampullariidae
Exons: 5
Coding region: 1-702 (233 amino acids)
Molecular function (GO): carbohydrate binding
Source: RefSeq, a predicted model, not a curated record